CAAAGUGGCUCUUAUUCAGCGUGUUGUACCAGGUGAGGUUUACCUAGUGUUACACCUGUUUGUUUGUGUCCAGUGUUUCGAGAAUAAUUUGAAUAUUUUCUAAGAUGGGGACACCGAGACGUGUAUACUUUUCCGCAGACAAGACUCUGGCAGGAGUGCCACAGCUUCUCGACGAUCUGCACAGACUACUGGAGGACAAAGAAUCAGCGGACAUCGUGCUACUAGUCGGCAGAGAGGAAGUGCCGUUCUAUGCCCACAAACUCAUCCUCAUGGCGAGAUGUAAAAGCUUCCAGUCGGCGAAACGCGGCGAGAUCUGCCGCAUCCCAGGUAGCUGCGUUGUCCAAACCGCUCCAGGAACACCUAGCCCCAUAAGACUUCCCCACUUCCAGCCUGAGAUCUUCAGGCAAUUUCUCCAGUACGUCUACACUGGAAAGAUUCUACUCACGGACAGCGGUGUUUUUGAUACUAUGAGCAUGGCGCAAGAUCUGGGCCUCGAAGAACUAAUAGCAGCCUGCGAGGAUCACGUUACAUCCACUCUUUCCACUUUGAACGCCUGCACUUUUCUGGCUGCUUUAGAAAACCAGGUUUCAGGUGGUAAAUGUACGAAAACUUUCAUCGAAAAAUGUGUCAGCUACAUUGGAGAAAACGCCUCGGAAUGUGUGAAGUCCAAGUCAUUUCUUAAUUUACCGAAAGAGGCUUUGAUUAAGCUCAUCUCAUCUGACUCGGUUGCACUUGAGGAGGAAGAUGUUUGGCGUGCAGUUUUGAGCUGGGCUAAAUAUCAUGCCGGAGUGACUCAACCGACAGCACACUGGAAUGAAGAAGAGAGGGCACGGGUUUGCCAACAUUUAUCUGGUGUGAUCAAUCAUGUCAGACUGCUGCUGAUUGAUAGCCAAGUUUUUGCUGAAGAAGUUGAACCAACAGGAGCAGUUCCUAUGGAACUGUCCCUUGAGAGGUAUAGGUUUGCCGCUCUCCCAUAUAAAUUCCGCGAAAGCACAGAAGACAAGCGUUUACAGCCCAGGGUUUCUUUAAAAUUAUUUCCAGGAUCACAAAUUUUAGUCCAGGACAAAUGUUGUUAUCAAAGAGUGCUGAAUUCAUGGUUCGGCCAGCCAAAACAGGUGUGGAGAUUGUUGUACAGGGCGUCGAGCAACGGAUAUUCUGCAGAUUCAUUCCACCGACACUGUGAUGGCAUUGCACCCACAUUUGUCAUAGUGCAAGGAAAGAACAGUGAAAUUUGCGGUGGCAUGUCCGACAUACCGUGGGGUAAAGGGACUGUACACAAAGUACAUUCGUACACCUCAUCUGAUCGAGCCUUUUUAUUCACCCUCGUCAACAACCAAGACCUCCCUCCGACAAAGUUUGACAUUGUUAAACCUCGAUUCGCUGUCUGCUAUCAUCCAGACUGUGGACCAGUUUUUGGUGCUGGAGCAGAUUUGCUGAUAUCAUCUGAUUGCAACAUCAACAGAGAAAGCUAUUCCAAUCUUCCACAUUCUUAUGAUGGAGAACACGCUUCAAACAACAUAUUAAUGGGAGAAUACCACUUUUUAGUGCACGAUUAUGAAGUUUUUGCACCAGCUUUAAAAUGAUUGUUUUUACAUUCCACUUUAUAAGUAGUAAAUAUAACUUUUUUCAAU
This is a messenger RNA of Cimex lectularius (bed bug), 1631 nucleotides long. RefSeq lists its product as uncharacterized. The record is from RefSeq and is a predicted model, not a curated record. Lineage: Eukaryota; Metazoa; Arthropoda; Insecta; Hemiptera; Cimicidae. Gene Ontology annotation, molecular function: protein binding. The transcript is spliced from 9 exons. The coding region runs from base 105 to 1583 and encodes 492 amino acids.